Caenorhabditis elegans is the source of this 293-nucleotide messenger RNA. It is a transcript of the gene C01G10.5, whose product is annotated as FIP (Fungus-Induced Protein) Related. The record is from RefSeq and is marked reviewed. NCBI's taxonomy places the organism in Eukaryota, Metazoa, Nematoda, Chromadorea, Rhabditida, Rhabditidae. The coding region runs from base 40 to 267 and encodes 75 amino acids. The transcript has 2 exons.
AAGUAGUCAUCGAACUCAUUUCGCUCAGCAGUAGUGAAAAUGAAAUUCUUUACUUUGAUCGCUACUCUUUUGGUUCUUCUCUCCACAACGAGUGCUUAUUAUACAUAUUACUACUAUCCAAAUAACAAUAAUAAUGGAUACAACUACAACAAUGGAUACACUACAUACUACUAUUACCCGAACAACAAUAACAAUGGAUACUACUACGAUAAUGGAUACAACAAUAAUGGAUACACCACUUAUUAUUAUACUUAUGGAAAGAAGUGAUUGAUUAAAUAAAUGAUUUUUUAUUA